UUAUGUAUGUCCGGGCAGUUGCUAUUGAACGACAAUAAAAUGACUUGACUUGAUUCUAUUCACAAGAAAACUGCCUUGAAAUCAUAUCUGUUUAUAUAGUUUUUGUUUUGGCUGCUGUAUUGGUCAUCCAUUGAUAUACCUUUAACCAACUCCAAUGGCCUCCAAUCUUCUCAAAAUUUACUUAUACAAUACUCAAACUCCAAACACAAAAUUCCAAUUCCCAUUCACAAAUACACUGUCUUCUCUAUCUUCAUUCCGUGUUCGUCACUGCCAUCUCUCCUCCUCUUCUUCAAGUUUGGUUCAUAACCACAAAACCUCUUCACCAUGGAUCAAGGUCCGGAUCAGAAGCUCCUUAUCUUCUUCCAACCCACCUACCUCAAAAGAAUCAGCCAUUCUCCAAGCCAAGACCUGCCUCUCAACCACUCUAGAAAAGCCCCUCAACAACACCAAGCUCACAAACAAGCUCAAGAGAGUGAAACAACCCAGAUUUCGGGUCGAGAUUCCGGUCAUAGAUGACUCUCCGGAAUCUCUCUCCCGAUUAUCUUUCGAGGUGUUUGGAGAACUACCCAUCAAAAGGAGAGGUUCCCCGGUUAACAUCUUAAUCAUUUGGCCUAAUGUUUCGUACAAAGAAUCUGCUUUGAGAGAGUUUGAGUCUUACCCUUCAUGCCCAGUUGGCCACGUUGAUUUUUCUUCCCUCACCGGUGGUUUGAGCUCUGCAGACGUGGCAGUGUUUCUAGCUCCGGAGGCAAAGGAUUUGGGCAAUGUGAAGAGUGUUGCCGAUGAUUUUUACCCGAGGCCAGUGGUGAUAUUCAACCCCAGAUGGGCUUCCGAGGAGGAGAGUGAGUUUGGGGAGCUGAGUAGCUUUGUGGGGUCUUUUGAAGUGGUGUAUUCUUUCAUGGGUUUGGAGGUUAAAGGGAUUUUGAGCAAAAGAAAAGGAGUGAUUUUCAAGUGCGUGAGAGAUGGAGUUGUGAGUGGUGAGAGGUGGUCUGUGCUUGUUGAAGAAGAAGAUGGAGAGUUGAAGGUGAUCUCGAAGUUCAAGGCUCGACCAUCGAUUGGUGAAGUUGAGAAUGUUUUAUAUAACUUGAUGGCCGUGAACUCACUGGUGACCAAAUCUGUGAGGUUCUUGAAAGAUCUGGUGUCUAAUGUGACUGGAAAGAAGUAAGUGUGUACUUAUUUCAUCAAUAGAGAUUCAAGUUUUGGCUUCAUUCCUUGUUUUUGGAGUUUCUGUUGUUCAUCUCUAAGUGAUAUUGUGGUGAUUACAAUAUAAGGUUACGUUUAGUAUACAUAUUUAUAUAUAUAUAUAUAUAUAUAUUCUGUAAUGAAAAAACGGUAAUGGUAAAUGAUGAGAAUGGACUAGAAAGAGAGGACAUUAACCCUUCCUUUAUUGUGGAUUAAUAAACAUGACUUAAAUAUCAAUAUUUAGUUCUGCAUUAAAUAAAAUGAUUCUGAGAUGUCAUUUGAGAA
Humulus lupulus (European hop) is the source of this 1464-nucleotide messenger RNA. RefSeq lists its product as uncharacterized. The record is from RefSeq and is a predicted model, not a curated record. Lineage: Eukaryota; Viridiplantae; Streptophyta; Magnoliopsida; Rosales; Cannabaceae. Gene Ontology annotation, cellular component: chloroplast. The coding region runs from base 155 to 1162 and encodes 335 amino acids. The transcript has a single exon.